Messenger RNA from Dentiscutata erythropus, 702 nucleotides. Lineage: Eukaryota; Fungi; Glomeromycota; Glomeromycetes; Diversisporales; Gigasporaceae. The record is from the annotation of a GenBank genome assembly.
AUGUUAGAUACCCAAGAUAAUGAUUCUGUGAAGAGUGAAAUCAUAGUAAAAUUUUUGGAAAACCAUUUCGUACCUAGUAAUGAUGAAAAGGAAGUUCCUAGAAAGAAAUCGAAAUUACAGGAAUCAAUUAAACAGGUUGUUAGUAGCUCAGUUAAAGAAAGCCGUAGAGAAGUGAUAAAAAAGACCUUAAGCUAUAAUCUACCUAAAGGUUUGACUGAGUACCUCUGUCUAUAUGAGGAUGUUAGAUUUACUCAAAAGAAAACACCUAACAAGGGACUGGAAAGAACCAACAGCCCAAUGUUGAUUACUCUAAAGAAAUACCCUAUUGAUGAAAUCACCAAAUGUUACUGGGCAACCGCAAAGGAUGAAGAAUUAGUUGAUUAUUACUACGAGGACAAUUAUACGUGGAUUAAUAAAAAAUCAACAAGUAAUUUUACUUGGAAUACUUUCAACCUAAUAGAUGAUACUCCAAUAGAAUUAUGGGAAAGUGACAGCAUUAGCGAAAACUUAUUGCUGGACUUCACUGAUGAAAAUGAAGGAAACACAAUACUGUUUCCAACAGAUCUAAAUAAUUUCUCUUGGUGGUUAAAACUAUUAGAAAGACCAUCUGAACAUUAUUAUAGAGAAUUCAACAAUUUUUCAGAUACUUAUCUCUGUAAUUCUAUUUGGUGGAAGACUGCCAAUCCAAUUAGAUACCUUUAA